Molecule: messenger RNA, 1566 nt
Organism: Penicillium odoratum
Lineage: Eukaryota; Fungi; Ascomycota; Eurotiomycetes; Eurotiales; Aspergillaceae
Product: Arabinanase/levansucrase/invertase
Exons: 9
Coding region: 1-1566 (521 amino acids)
Biological process (GO): carbohydrate metabolic process
Molecular function (GO): hydrolase activity, hydrolyzing O-glycosyl compounds
Source: RefSeq, a predicted model, not a curated record
AUGCGCUUCUCACGGAUCGCCAUUGUAGCGGCUGGCUUGUUCUCGCAGCUCGCUAUUGGAGCAACAACCCAAUUCAGCAAUGAAAGAAGAUUUAUGUUUGAUGUUGAUGGGAACUUCAUUGACGCAUAUGGAAGUAAAAUCAAUUAUGGCAAAUAUUACCUCUACGGAAAUAGCUGGUCAAUUGAAGGGAGUGAGGCAUAUGGUAUCAAAAGCUAUUCCUCGGUGGAUCUAGUGAAUUGGAGGUACGAAGGCUUCCUCUAUGACCCCACUACAACCAACGAUUGUUCGGGAUCCGGAGGUUGCGGUCGCCCACACAUUAUCUAUAAUGCCAAGACCAAGAAAUACAUCCUUUGGGCCAACAAUGACGGUUAUGUGGUGGCAACAUCGGAUCACCCCGCUACAGGAUACAAAUUUCUCAGCUCUCAACCUGCCCUGGACCCUGUGGUUGCAAAGCUUAACCCUGCCGACUUUGCUGUUGAGCUUAUAAAUAAUGAGGGAUAUAUCGUUUACAGUGGCUUGAAUUUCACCAUCACUGAUGGAGGCAGUUUAUGGCCUCAAAUCUCACAAUCAUUAUACCUUGGCCACCUUACUUCAGAUCUGGUUAACACCACUACAGUGGCGUACGACGUGAAGUCAGAGGCCAAUGACAUAGUCGACAACCAAGCUGAGUCGCCAGACCUAAUUUUCAGGAACGGACUGUGGUAUGUCUUUGCUUCGAACACCUGUGGAUAUUGCAGCGGAACAUUGGCUAUCGUCUAUCGGUCCUCGUCUAUUCAAGGACCGUGGAAACGCCAAAUCUUAAGUGGAGAUUCAUGCAAUUCUCAACUUGAAGGCAUCCUUCCACUUGUCGAUCCGAAGACGAAGGAGACAACAUAUGUGUGGCAUGGUACAUCAGUUCCUGGUGGCCCAAGGACUGGCUUUGGUGGCCAUAUAUUCCAGCCUUUAGUCUUUAACAAGGAUGGUAGCGUUCAGGAUCUGAACUGUAGCCCGGAAGCCACUUUUGAGGUGGACUUCACGCCUGGGGAAGGAACCGCUGCAUCGGGUUUAGCAAGCCAGUCAACGGACAAGAGCCCUGACCUUGCAACUUACUCCGCUGUUUGUGACUCAGACCAGUAUAUUCUCUAUCAAACUUGGACCGCUGAGCGUACUGGACUUCUCGAGUCGGUAUCCGUCAAUAUUGCGGCUACAACACAAACCACAGCCUUGAAAGUGACUGUGUUCAACUUUUCCUCCGUCCAGGAUCUACUUGAGCCAGGAUAUACUUUUAACACCCUGGGCGAAAGUUCCUUCCUCCCCAGCAAUCUGACAUGGGUAUUCAAUAAUGCCACCGUACAUGUUGAUGCGCAAGUUAGUGCUGGUGAGAGAUUGGGACUUCAGAUCUCAGGUGCCGAUUUUGCGCCAUAUUGCCAUCUAGAAUAUCCUCUCGCUGCGAAUCAAAAGUCAGAAGACUUGAUUUUGUUCCAGCAAGGUAUUGGCCAAUAUUCUGCGAGGGGUCCGAAGGGAUCUUCACCUCCGAUUCAGGUUCGCGAACGACGAGGGCUCAAGUUCUGGUCGGUAGUCAACUAA